AUGGCUUCUUCCCUGCGCGCACCCGGCCACGAGCACAUCCCCCGCUACCCCAGCGGCUGGAUCACCAUGCGCAUCCUGCAGCUCGUCGUCGCCGUCGCCACGCUCGGUCUGUGCAGCUACCUAGUCACCACGAGCAUCAUCGGCGCCGGUUUCUACGUGCAAAUCUUUACCGCCGUCUGCACAAUCAUCAUCAGCAGCUGGCUCAUCUCCGCCCACGCCUGCAGCCCCCGCGCCUUCAACUACUGGGCCGUGCUCGUCCUCGACAUUUACCAGUUCCUGCUGUGGCUCGGCGGCUUCGCGGCCUGCGCCAUCCUCGCCGUCGGCCUGUUUGCCGGGCAUAGCCUCGACCGCGGCGGUGGCGGCUACUACGACUUCAACUACCUGCGUCGCCGGUACUGGUACCGCGACAGCUACACCAUGACCGAUGCCGCCAUUGGUGCCGCCGCCGCCGGUCUUGGCGCCGUCGAGUGCCUCUUCUUCUUCAUCUGCCUCGUCGUCGACUCCGUCGUCAUACACAGACAUCGCCGCGAUGGCCUGCAUAGCCGGCCCGUCCGCCACAUCACAGCCAGCGUCGUCAUGAUGCCCCCGCCGCAGCCCGGCACCACGUACCAAGCCGGGCCCCAGAACGGCGUGCAGUUUAGCCAGCAGGAGACGGCCUACAACCCGCAGACCAUGUACGGCGCGCCACAGCAGCAGCAGCAGCAGCAGGGCUUCUAUGGCCAGGGCUACGCGCAGCCGCAGCAGACGGGCUACUACGCCCCGACGCCGGUUGUGCCCCAGCACACGGGUACCUCGUACCACAAGACCGUCUCGCCCGUGUCGACGCAGCAGGGCAUGGCGCAUCCGCCUCCUCAGCAGCAGCAACAGCACAACGUGCAGUACUAG
Molecule: messenger RNA, 885 nt
Organism: Cordyceps militaris CM01
Lineage: Eukaryota; Fungi; Ascomycota; Sordariomycetes; Hypocreales; Cordycipitaceae
Exons: 3
Coding region: 1-885 (294 amino acids)
Source: RefSeq, a predicted model, not a curated record